Messenger RNA from Ostrea edulis (European flat oyster), 3748 nucleotides. RefSeq lists its product as uncharacterized. Lineage: Eukaryota; Metazoa; Mollusca; Bivalvia; Ostreida; Ostreidae. The record is from RefSeq and is a predicted model, not a curated record. Gene Ontology annotation, molecular function: zinc ion binding; protein binding. The transcript has 3 exons. Bases 325 to 2112 code for a protein of 595 amino acids.
CUUCAAGGACCUCUUCCCGCCAUGACGCGGGAAUAACAUCGAAACGACUGAUUUAUCAAUGAAUCUUAAAACUAGGGGGAACUGUCAAUAUCCGAUUAGACUAUGUAAUCCUCGAGAGCUGUGUAAACACAUUAUUACAGGAAGACAAAACUCUGCUCAUUUCCCUCUUUCGCUGGCUCAUUUAUCCAGGACUUUUCAACAAGACUGGUGGAGAUGAUACUAGAUUUACUUGGUCUGAGGUUGCUUGUCCACUCCCGCCAAUUUGACUGUUUCAGCGACACAAACAGAACAGAUUCCUGCAUUCUCACCCACGGUUGUUGAGAAAUGGCAGCUGUUGGGAGGAGGACGAGAGGUGCAUACGAUGUAGCAGCGCCAAAUCCUCACAGAUUACGCAGACCAAAUCCACAGUCUCAAGGUUCGCCAACUCCUUCAACCUCUCGUGGUAACGCAGGGCCAAGGUCACACGCAAACAGAGCCCCUGUACCACAUGUGCCCGUGAGUGCAGCACCGUUUUGCGACGACCUCAGUCCGCCCACGCCACAUUCUAUCGGAGCGGUGUCACCUCACUGUUACAUAAACUUGCUCAUGAAUCAUGAAGAUCCCAGAAACAUGUACACGUGCAAAAAGCACAAAGGCGAACCACUGGAACAUUACUGCGAGUCAUGUCACGUGGUGGUGUGCAAUUCCUGUAUGACUUCCGAGGAGCACCGGCGGCAUCUAUGUACCAUCUUGUCCGAUGUGUUUGAAGAGAAAAAAGGUUACCUUAUGACUUUUCUGAAAACACUGGAGGAAAGUACAAUGAAAAAAUUGGAAACCCAAUUGCAAUCCUCAGUUGACAAUGUUUCUAGAUAUGAAGAGAAAGUAGAGUGUAUAGAAUCGACAAUUAAAUCUGAAAAAGAUAUGCUAAAGAGCGAAAUCGAUCGAGUUUUCUGUGUGGUCGAAAACGAACUAUCCGUUAUGAAGCAGUUAGACAUGGGGAAACUGGAGAGCGAACAAGGAAAAGUUAAAUCUCAAAUGAAAACUGUGCAAAGCUUCAUAGCUGAAGCAAAACGACAUAUCAAAGGCCAUGACAAGUUUCGCCUGCUGCAAUUCAUGAAUGAACUACCUUCACCCGAGGACAUGACUCGAAACUGUCUUUGUAUGAAAGUCGAACCACCGACCUACGAAAGCGCGGAAAAAGAUUUUAAUCUGUUGAACACUUUUUGUGGAUCUGUCUCUGCUAGCAAACAAUUGCCAGACCACCACAGUCCACUGGUAUCGCCAAGGUUCUUUCGGAGACUACAAAGACAAAUGUCACGGACGUUGAUGCAUCUUCCGUUUGUCAUCAAAUCAUUUGAGAUUGGACUUCAAUGGGAUUUAAAUUUAAGUCCUUGCAAAUCAAAGCAAGAUUGCAUAUGGGCCGGUUAUAAGCAAUGUAAGAUAGUAUUGAUCGAUAGCAAUGGACAGAAAAUGAAGAAAAUUAAAUUUGGAUUCCAUGUGGAAGAUUUUUCAGAAUCAAAAAGCAAAGACAUCUUUGUUACUGUAUUUAAAGAUAAAUGCAUUAAGAGGUGUACACCGAAAGGAAAGGUAAGGAAAUUUUUAGACACUGCAGAUUGGUCACCAUUGGGAAUAUGCACUGACCGGAAUGGCGACUUACUUGUGUCCCUGACCAAAGACGGUGUAGGAAAAGUAAUGAGAUUUGGAACAGAAAAGAAUGUCAUUCAGGACGUAAUUCCACAACGACAAGGGGUACCACUGCUAAGCAAACCUCAUAGGUUAACCGAAAAUGCAGACCACGCCAUCUGUAUUCUCAACGUAACGGAGAGAAACAUAGUCAUUCUACAUGGAAACAUGUCCUACAAAGCGAUAUACGAUGGAUCGGGAGACAGGCGGAAGCAAGCCCAGUUCUAUCCAACAGCACUAUGCACAGACAAGCGAUGCCAUAUCUUAGUGACGGAUCACAACAACCACUGCAUUGAUUUGCUUGAUAGAAAUGGGAAGUUCAUGAUGUACCUCGUCCGAGAGGACAAAAUAAAUAAUCCUCGCUCACUGUGUGUGGAUGGGGACGGGAUGGCAUGGGUGGAAUACCUCAAUGGAAGAGGCGGGUUCAAGAUCCUUAUGUAUUUAUCAUAACUGUGUCAAACGGUUUUAGAAACUUAUACAUUUAUUACACUCGUGUGUCAAAUAUUCUAUCCUGAUUGGUCGAGAAACAUUUGAAAAAUAAAAUGUUUGUGAAACACUGAUACCCCGUAUGAUUAAACUCCGAGGUCAAGAGGUGAAAUAUGAUUGAUUGAUUGAAUAUUGUUUAACGUCCCUCUCAAGAAUCUUUCACUCAUAUGGAGACGUCUGUGUGAAAUAUGACCAACAAACUAAAAAAAGGGGGAGGGGCAUUAAAUUGUCUCGGUCUGUGAGGAAUAAAACCACACAACUCCACCCUGGGUGAUGCCAUUCAGGAAGGUAAACAAUAUUUGACAACGUAACAUGAUACAAAAUAUCACAUGCACCUUUAUGCAGGUAGGAUUGCUGUGAUAUUCAGUAUCGCAGAAAUACACAUUUAAUGUAAUUUAUGGAAAUGUAAUGUACAUUCAGAACUGGGACAAUAAAAGUAUUCAUUAUACCGUAUAACGGGUUAUUUUUGCAUAUCACAAAUUUUGCAAAAAUAUCCCCAAAACACUGUUAAUUUUUAUUUACGUAGUUCUUUGUUUGCGAUUCUCCAUGUUUCAAAUUGACACUUGAUAGUUUUCAAUUUUGUACAGAACAGACAUUACUGUUACACGUGUUGUCACUCAACAAGUUAACAGGUGCGUGUACCGAUUGAGAACACCUGGUCACCGUUUUAAGAUAAUUAGUACAACAUCCGAGGUUGUGCGUUUUUACUCAAUGAAUUAUUCUGUAAAAUAUGUUACACAGUGGGUAUAAAUUUUAUGCGAAUUUAAUUGUUUGCAAUUCAAAAAUACUCGCAAAGAAUGCGACAAUUGGAUUAUCGCGCGAGAAAAAAAAACCCGUUAUACGGUACUAACCAUAUCAAUAUAUUACGUCUACUGUUUUGUAUAACUUAUUCCUGUUAGGCCUAGAGGCAGAUAAUGAAGUCCAUUAUCCUUUUGGACAACAGUUAACCUGAUUUUGAAAGAUCAAUUUAUUCAGAAGUGGUCUUCUGAUAUUGAUGACUCUUCUAAGGACCAGGUUUAUAAACUUUUCAAACAUUGUUUUGGUUUAGAGAAAUAUGUACUUACUCUGCCUGUAAAAUUAAGAAAAUUAUUUAUGAAAUUUCGCACUUCAAAUCACCGAUUACCCAUAGAGACAGGAAGAUGGUAUGGUAUUCCCCAGAAUGAAAGACUGUGUACAUUUUGUAAUAAAGGAGAAAUAGGAGAUGAAUUCCAUUUUAUUUUACAGUGUCCAACUUUUUCACAAUUAAGGAAAAAAUACAUAGACAAAUUUUUUUUAAUGAAAAACCAAAUGUUCUGAAGUUUUCAAAUCUAUUGUCAACUCUAGAUAUCAAAAUAUUAAGAAAUAUCUGUUUUUAUUUCUCAUAUUUUUGAGAUUGUCUGUUGUUCUUCGUAAUUGUUCUUCUGCUACCUCUUAAACGUAUUAGUAUUAUGCUUAUUUAUACAUACAUAGUAUUUUAUGUUCCCCUCUGGUAUCUAAGAAAGCUGUAUUGUUCCAUAUAUGAACCUCUGACGAUUUUUCUUGCAUGUACAUUGCAUUAUAUUUAUUGUACCCCAUGUACCGUUUAACAUGAUUUGAGCGAAAUAAAUUGAAUUGAAUUGAA